CUUAAAAAUGCUCCAUAGAAACAACUGCACAGAAACAAUAGAAUAAUUCGAUAUGUUUUGAUUAGGUACAAAAAAAAUAGAAAAAUUGAAAGUUUUUAGUUUUACAAGCAUAGGCACGAUGACACAGGAGGCCGGUACUUAUGGGUAUGCCAGCAAUGACAUCCAGGAUGUGGCCCUGGGCGUGGAGCGUUUAAUCAACGAAACGAACGAGGAUUUGAAAACCUUUCGUGCCGAGCAAUCAACUCUGCGGUCACAGCUGAGCGGCGUCAUUGAAGAGAAUAAACGACUGAGCAGUGAGCUGGGCAAGUACAAGAAAUCCAUGGGGUCUGAACCCAUGGACGAUGUGCACAGCCGCUUGAAAUGCACGAGUGAUGCCUUGACCAAAGCCAUGCAACAGAUCGAUGCGCUUCGCAAGGAGCGGCAUUGCUUUCAAACGCUCCACGAAUGUUCCCAACGCACCAUCGAGCACAUGGAGACCGAGCUGAGAAAUUAUCGCGCCCACAUGCCAAUGGGCACUACCGAAGAGAGCAAACUCCAAGUUCAGGUUAAUCAAAAGUACGCCAAUGCGAUGAAAGUGCUGGAGGGGAAGCUAGGCGUCCAGCAGGAGGAGCUGGACACGCAAUCUAGGUUGAUCAAGGCUCUGCAUGAGCACAAACAGCGCAGUGGGGAACAAAUUCAACAGCUGCAGACCAAGCUCAAGGAGAAAGCCUACAAUGGCGUGAUCAUGGAUGAGAAUAAGACUAAAAUUCAGAAAUUGCAAAAACAGGUCAAGGAAUACGAGAAAUCGUUGAAUUAUACGCGCUCCCUACUCGAGGAGAGCAACAAGCGGGAGGCGCAGGCCAUGCGUAAGGUCCAGGAUGCGAUCUCGCUAAGUGAAGCGGCAAUGCGCGAAAAAGUCGAGGCAGAGAAGCGUGCCGAAUCCUACAAGGAGGAGUCCACCCAACUGGCCAGCAAUAUUGGCAGCAUAAUGGAUGAAGCAGCCAAACGUGUAGACAGCGAAGUGGCGCAACUCAAAGCCAAGUUAGAGGAGAAGAACAAAGCAUUGGUCGUAUUGCGAGAAAGGUUCAAGAACGAAAUGGCGCACAAUAAGUCGGUGGUGCAGAAGCUGGAGUCGCACAGCAAUCGUCUAGAGUUUAAGUACAAGGAGGCUUUAAAGCAGAAUGACAAGCUGGCUAAUGAGGUCGAGGUAGCCUGCAAGCAGUUGAAUGAUCUGGAGCGUGCCAACAUUUCGCGAUGCGAUGAGGCCCGACAGGCGAAAAUGAAGAAGCACUACGAAAGUCAAAUGGAACGUUAUAUGCUCGCUCACAAGGAAAUGAAGUCCCGUUAUAAAGACGCACUGAACGAUCUCACACAAAAGUUUGAGUCUGAAAUUUAUCGCCUGCAGAAAGACAAUGCGGAAUUGCUCGCCGACAAUGAAAUGCUGAAGAACGGCGCCGCUGGUGAUUGUACUCGAGCUAAAUCUCCAAAGGCCAAGUAGAAUAUAAUAGAAUGACCUUCUUUUUUUUUUUAAGAAAACAUUGUAUAUUUUUUAAAGUUGUUAUAUACAUACGUGUUAUAAAUUGGGUUAAAAAUAAAUUAUCGUACAAGUAGUGCGAGCUUUGUAAGACUAA
Molecule: messenger RNA, 1610 nt
Organism: Scaptodrosophila lebanonensis
Lineage: Eukaryota; Metazoa; Arthropoda; Insecta; Diptera; Drosophilidae
Product: spindle pole body component 110
Exons: 5
Coding region: 119-1477 (452 amino acids)
Source: RefSeq, a predicted model, not a curated record